UCCGGCCGCCCCUCUCCGUUGCUCCCGCGCCCCGUGGCCCGGGCCGCGCCGAGCUGUCGGGAGCCCAGGCCAUGGGGCAGCCUGGGCCGUCCGCAGUGUGAGUCGCGGGGCCUCCCGCGAGCUCCCCGGACGGGCCGAGGGCUGGCAGGCGGGAGGCGUCGUGCCAGCGGCGAUCCUGGCCGCUGCCGCCCGCCCAGGCUCCCGGCAUCAUGAACAUAGACGUGGAGUUCCACAUCCGGCACAACUACCCCUGGAGCAAGCUGCCGGCCAGCGUGAGGCAGAGUCUUGGAAAUUCACAGAGAGAAUAUGAGAAGCAGGUUGUCCUGUACAGUAUCCGUAAUCAGUUACGAUAUAGAAAUAACUUAGUUAAGCAUGUCAAGAAAGAUGAACGCAAGUACUACGAAGAACUGUUGAAGUACAGUCGAGAUCAUCUCAUGCUGUACCCUUAUCAUUUAUCAGACAUCAUGGUAAAAGGCCUGAGGAUAACACCAUUCUCAUAUUAUACUGGGAUCAUGGAGGACAUUAUGAACAGUGAGAAAAGUUAUGAGUCAUUGCCCAAUUUCACUGCUGCUGACUGUCUAAGGCUUCUUGGCAUAGGAAGAAACCAAUACAUUGAUCUGAUGAAUCAGUGCAGAUCAUCAAAAAAAUUUUUCAGAAGGAAAACGGCACGUGAUCUUUUACCAGUAAAGCCAGUGGAAAUUGCCAUAGAGGCCUGGAGGGUGGUGCAGGCCGCAUAUAUCACAGAAGAUGACAUAAAGAUAUGCACUUUGCCUGAGAAAUGCGCUAUUGAUAAGAUCAUUGAUGCAGGCCCUCAACUCUCUGGAUCACUAGAUUACAAUGUAGUCCAUAGUUUAUAUAACAAAGGAUUUGUUUAUCUGGAUGUACCAAUAUCUGAUGACAGUUGUAUAGCAGUUCCUCCUCUUGAAGGUUUUGUAAUGAAUAGAGUGCAAGGUGAUUAUUUUGAAACUCUGCUCUAUAAGAUAUUUGUGUCAAUAGAUGAGCAUACUAAUGUUGCAGAGCUUGCAAAUGUUCUUGAGAUAGACCUGUCUCUGGUUAAGAAUGCUGUAUCAAUGUACUGCCGAUUGGGGUUUGCCCAUAAGAAAGGACAAGUAAUAAAUUUGGAUCAGCUUCAUUCAUCGUGGAAGAAUGUUCCAUCCGUAAACAGAUUAAAGAGUACUUUAGAUCCACAGAAGAUGCUCCUGUCAUGGGAUGGCGGGGAAAGUAGGAGCCCUGUACAGGAAGCUUCAUCAGCUACUGACACGGAUACAAACAGUCAAGAAGACCCAGACACAGCCAGUAUAAACAGUUUCAAUCUGUCUACAGGAUACACAAAGCGUAUCGCGUUCCUAUUUGACUCAACACUUACUGCCUUUUUAAUGAUGGGAAACCUUUCACCAAAUUUGAAAAGCCAUGCAGUCACAGUGUUUGAAGUUGGCAAACUCUCAGAUGAGUCUCUGGACAGCUUUCUUAUUGAACUAGAAAAGGUUCAGAGCACUGGUGAAGGGGAAGCACAGAGGUACUUUGACCAUGCGCUCACUCUGAGGAACACAAUACUGUUUCUGCGUCAUAAUAAAGAUCUAGUUGCCCAGACUGCACAGCCAGACCAACCCAGUUAUGGUUUUCCUCUGGAUCUCUUGCGCUGUGAGAGCCUUCUUGGGUUGGACCCUGCAACCUGCAGCAGAGUUCUAAACAAAAAUUACACAUUGCUUGUUUCCAUGGCUCCUCUCACCAAUGAAAUCCGGCCGGUCAGCAGCUGCACCCCUCAGCACAUUGGACCAGCUAUCCCAGAAGUCAGUUCUGUCUGGUUUAAACUGUACAUUUACCACAUCACCAGGCAAGGACCACCAUCUCUUUUGCUGUCCAAAGGGACAAGACUUCGAAAACUGCCAGAUAUAUUCCAGGGUUAUGAUCGAUUAUUAAUCACGUCUUGGGGUCAUGAUCCUGGGGUGGUUCCUACGUCAAAUGUGCUCACGAUGUUGAAGGAUGCCCUGACACAUUCGGCGGUUUUGAUUCAGGGACAUGGUUUGCAUGGGAUAGGAGAAACUGUCCACAUACCUUUCCCAAUUGAUGAGACAGAACUACAAGGAGAGUUUACUCAUGUCAAUAUGGGUGUUCAUAAAGCAUUGCAAACAUUGAGGAACAAAGUGGACUUGCAGCAUUUUUGUGGAUAUGUCACCAUGUUGAAUGCUUCUAGCCAACUUGCAAACAGAAAACUCAGUGAUGCUUCUGAUGAGAGAGGAGACCCUGAUUUGGCUUCAGGCUCAGAUGUGAAUGGGAGCACAGAGUCAUUUGAAAUGGUCAUUGAGGAAGCAACUCUAGAUGCAGCUGCAAAGCAAAACUCUGUUGCCACAACAGAAGCAGAUUGGGUUCCUCUGGAGUUGUGCUUUGGGAUUCCACUCUUUAGUUCUGAAUUAAACCAGAAAGUCUGCAGAAAAAUUGCUACCCAUGGCCUUUGCAGAAAAGAGAGCCUUCAAAACCUCUUACAUUCCAGUAGAAAACUGUCUCUACAAGUCCUUAACUUUGUUCACUCAUUCCAGGAAGGUGCUUCAACACUGGAUGUUCACACCGAGGCCAGUUUUCCAAGUUUGCUUUCACAGUCAUCCUGUGCUGACAUGGGAGUCCCCCUUCCUGCCAAGAACUUAGUAUUUAAAGAUGGUAUCUUAACGGAGUGGAGUGGACGAUAACCCUCGUCACUUCUUAUUGCUAAUCUCCAUUUGCAAUAAUUUGGUUACAUCAUUUGUUGCCCACCCUUUCUGCCUUUUUUCUUUCUUAAUGUUAGCUUUAUAGUGCCAGCCACUAAAAAGCUUCCUGCUGCUGCAGUGCAAUUCAUGCUUAACUGAUGUUAAAGUUUGGGGAACUCGUUCAUGUUUCUGGAAGUUUUCCUCAUUUCCUGCACCUCCUAAUGCAACAAAAAGCUUUUUAGCAGCCUGCACUGUAUUUUUUACCUUAAGACAAUCUGCAUUUCUUUUAUAA
Messenger RNA from Cervus elaphus (red deer), 2973 nucleotides. RefSeq names its product protein FAM91A1-like. Gene Ontology annotation, molecular function: heme binding; oxygen binding. NCBI's taxonomy places the organism in Eukaryota, Metazoa, Chordata, Mammalia, Artiodactyla, Cervidae. Gene Ontology annotation, cellular component: trans-Golgi network; cytoplasmic vesicle. Gene Ontology annotation, biological process: intracellular protein transport. Bases 210 to 2684 code for a protein of 824 amino acids. The transcript has 2 exons. The record is from RefSeq and is a predicted model, not a curated record.